GAUUGUAUUUAGGGUAUUUUCCCCCUUUAUUGAAGUACCCCGAAGUACCCUCUUGGUGUUAGCUCCAGCUUUGGACCGCUAUUGGACGUGACGUGACGGGCGUGUAACUUUAGCGUCACGCGCGCGCACGCGUGUGCUGCACGGCGUGUGAUAGCGUCGAGCCUGUGGAGGUGUUAUCUGCCCGGGUCUGGCUGCUGCUGCAUCGGGGGCCUCGGGGGCGGAGCCCGGCGAAGCACGGCGGAGCACGGCGUCGUGGCGCCACUCGGCCCGCAGCCCGGGGCCAGGACAGCAGCUCCCGCACCACCACCCCGACGACGACAUGCUCGUCCCGGCCAUCGUCGCCGCCGUGCUCCUCGUCGCCCGGGCCGCCGCCGACGGAUGCCCGGGCCGGGCGGGCGGGCGCGGCCGGGAGGACUGGGAGCAGAGCGAGCGCAGCACGCUCAUGGCCGGCUACGACAAGAACGUCAUGCGCUGCCCCAGCGUCGACGUCAUCAUAGUGCCGCUGCGCCUCCAAGUGAGCCGAGAUUUUUCUGUAUCGACCAUGGACGCUGGAAUUAUACUGAACUGGGAGGACCCAUUUCUGCCGAAAGCUGAGACGCGGGUCGUCCUGAACGCGAGCGAUAUGUGGGUGCCCGAGCUCACAACGAGUGGCGUGGCCGAGCACCUCCUCACGGCCAAGUCCGCCCUCGGUCUCCUGGAGACUGUCGAGGCCACCAACCGCGUCCGCUCGUUCCGCGAGACGAAGCUCCGGGGCUGGUGCACGCCGUACCGGACCGAGGACUGGCCCCGCGACCAGGUGCACUGCGCAUUCAUCGUCAAGCCGGCAAGCUGGCAGUCCUUCAACCUGACGCACAGCUUGAGCGUCAAAGAUGUCGUCCAGUGGCACCAAGAGCUACUCAACGGCAAGUCCCCGAUCGAGCGGCUGGCCUCCUGGCAGCUGCAGCACCUGGACUCGAAGCUGUACGUCGACCGCGCCCUGUACGUGGAGGCGGUGCUGCGCCGGCUGCCCGCGCAGCUGGAAGCCGAGCUGGUGCACCCGGUGCUCGCCGUGGCGGCGCUGGUCCCCGCCAGCGUGGCGCUGCCCCCGGGCUGCGGUGAGCGGCCGGCGCUGCUCGCCGUCUCCUUCCUCCUCCACGUCGCAUUCCUCCUGAACCUGCCGACGCUGGCCGGCAACCUGGAGGGCGACGCCACGCCCCGUGCCCUGCUGGUGUACCGCGACGUCGGGCUGCUGCUCCUGGUGGUGGCUCUUCAAUGGCUGCUGUCGCUGCGCAUCGCUUCAAGGACGAGGCCCUUGUCUUCCUGGUCGCAGUCCAUGGCCAGAGGGUUGUCCAUGCUCAGGACGAUCCUGCUUCUGCCCGUCACCGCGCCCGUUCUCAAGCCGCUCGACGAACAGAGCGUUGAAUUAUCAAAGAUUCUUGAUCGACUAACAUUUUUGGCAGUAUCGGCAAGUUACAUCGCUCUAGUGAUCAUCGGCUUACAGUAAAGGAAAAUGUAACUUUCAGUAAAUAAAGUGUCAUGUCUCAUCACGUC
Messenger RNA from Frankliniella occidentalis (western flower thrips), 1530 nucleotides. RefSeq lists its product as uncharacterized. NCBI's taxonomy places the organism in Eukaryota, Metazoa, Arthropoda, Insecta, Thysanoptera, Thripidae. The transcript is spliced from 8 exons. Bases 320 to 1483 code for a protein of 387 amino acids. The record is from RefSeq and is a predicted model, not a curated record.